AUGGAGGACGAUUCAUUGAACUUUGGCGCCGAGGCCGGUGCUGCCACUCCUGGUAGCAAUUCCAUCCUUGCGCAACCACCGCUACAGGGAGAGACUGCCUCGCCUUCAGGCCAAGAUGGUACCAGUAGCUCUGGCCUGGCCGGGCAAGAAACUGAAGCCGCCGAUGUCACUAUGGCAGAAGGAGACGCUGAAUCCGCAGCUGCGCCUGCCGUCAAGAACGACCCAGCAGACUCGACCCCCGCUGUUGUCUCUGACAAUCCCCUCGACGCCCCAAGUGCACCUCAUGGAGGAGAUGCCCCAAAAGAUGAAGAGAUGACUGAAGCGAAGGACAGUCAGGAGCCGGGCGCCGAUGGGACAGCUGCCACAGCUGAAGAACAGGUAGAGAAGACGAAAGCUUCUAUCGAAUCCUCCGCCCGGGAGCACCUCAUCUCACAAACGCACUCUAUUAUUCUUCCAAGUUACAGCACUUGGUUCGAUAUGCACAAGAUCCAUAAUAUUGAGCGGAAGGCACUACCUGAAUUCUUCAAUAAUAGAAACCGAAGCAAGACUCCCGCAGUUUACAAAGAUUACCGCGACUUCAUGAUCAAUACAUACCGCCUUAAUCCGAUUGAAUAUCUUACGGUAACAGCUUGUCGGAGAAACCUUGCGGGUGACGUUUGCGCGAUUAUGCGGGUGCAUGCUUUCCUGGAACAAUGGGGCUUGAUCAACUAUCAGGUUGAUGCCGAUCAAAGACCUUCAAACGUGGGCCCGCCCUUCACCGGUCACUUCAAGGUCAUAUGUGAUACUCCUCGUGGCCUUCAGCCCUGGCAACCCGCGUCCGAUCCUGUUGUCAUUGAGGGGAAGAAGAAUGCAGAAACUGAUAAAAAGGCUACCGCUGCUUCAGCACCAAAAUCAGACUUGAACCUCGAAAUCGGACGGAAUAUCUAUGAGCCUACUGCGAGAGAAGCCAAACUCAACGCCAAGCCAACAGAGAAGCAACCCAAUGGCGAUGCUCCCACUACCAAUGGAACAUCUGAAGGGACCCCGAAGGCUAUCGAGGAUAUCGUCAAACCUCCCAUCUCAAAAAUCAACUGCUUUUCCUGCGGUAUCGACUGCACCCGUGUUCAUUAUCACAACUCGCAUGCUGAUUCCGCAACAACUACUGGCAACAAAAUCAAAUAUGAUCUCUGCCCCAACUGCUUCGCAGAAGGACGAAUGCCACAAAAUCAUCAGCAAAUUUAUUAUGUCAAGAUCGAAAACCCGACAUACUCAGCUAUUCCUGAUAGAGAUGCGCCUUGGGAUGACGGGGAGGUACUUCGACUUCUUGAAGCCUUGGAGCGAUACGAUGAGAAUUGGGAAGAAGUUGCAGAGUAUGUUGGUACACGAACCAAGGAGGAGUGUGUUGUGAAGUUCCUGCAGUUUGAGAUUGAGGACAAGUAUCUCGAUGCCGAACCUGUUAACCGGUCGACUGGAAUCAGUAUGCUGGGUUCGCAACAGGGCCAUCUUCCCUUUAGCCAAGCAGAUAAUCCCGUCAUGUCCGUCAUUGGAUUCCUCGCUGGUCUCACUGAGCCAAGCGUGACCGCGGCUGCUGCGAACAAGACUGUCGACGCUAUGAAACAAAGCUUGCGCGAGCAACUGGAGAAACCUAAAUCGGCGGACAAGGGUAAGGAGAAGGAGGAGAAGCAGGACUCGGACUCUAUGGAAAUCGACGUCAGACGCGAAACCACUACUACUACCACGACGACCACCACCACCCAGACUUUGAGCGGGUUAGCCACUGUUCCGCUUGCUACUGUUGCCGCACGAUCCGGCGGCCUUGCGUCACAUGAGGAAAGAGAAAUGACUCGCCUUGUUUCCGCGGCCGUAAACGCUACCCUGAUGAAGAUGGAAUUGAAGCUCAAGCAGUUCAAUGAAAUGGAGCAGAUUUUGAAUACAGAGCGCCGGGAACUAGAACGUGGUCGGCAACAGCUUUUCCUCGACCGCUUAGCGUUCAAGAAGCGUAUCCGGGAUGUGCAGGAAGGCUUGAAGACUGCUGCUGCAACCGAGGGUGAACAAGGAAUCCAGAUGGCUCAGGACAUCGUGCAAGAAGGGGAGAAAUUGACAUUCCAGGGUGCCACUCCAACAGCUAGCAAUGUCCAACCGCCCAGUGCCGAGGGUCAAAUAAAGAGUUACGAUAUUUGA
Molecule: messenger RNA, 2160 nt
Organism: Venustampulla echinocandica
Lineage: Eukaryota; Fungi; Ascomycota; Leotiomycetes; Helotiales; Pleuroascaceae
Product: SWI complex-like protein
Exons: 3
Coding region: 1-2160 (719 amino acids)
Biological process (GO): positive regulation of DNA-templated transcription
Cellular component (GO): SWI/SNF complex
Molecular function (GO): histone binding; DNA binding
Source: RefSeq, a predicted model, not a curated record